This is a messenger RNA of Plutella xylostella (diamondback moth), 2889 nucleotides long. RefSeq lists its product as uncharacterized. Gene Ontology annotation, molecular function: pre-mRNA intronic binding; U12 snRNA binding. The record is from RefSeq and is a predicted model, not a curated record. NCBI's taxonomy places the organism in Eukaryota, Metazoa, Arthropoda, Insecta, Lepidoptera, Plutellidae. Gene Ontology annotation, biological process: mRNA splicing, via spliceosome. Gene Ontology annotation, cellular component: U12-type spliceosomal complex.
UUAUUUUCUGUACUUUCUGUCAUUACCAAAAUUCAUAGAGAAGCCAAGCUUAAAAUCUCAAUAAUUUUCAAAAUAGAAUUUAUUACUGAAUUUAUAACUCGAAAUUUGUGUGCUCUAUAGAACAGACUACUUGUAUCUUUACAUAUUAUUAUCCAGUCACCGUUAUAUUCACGGAGGUAGGAGCUGCACAAACAUGGAUCCUCCAGCGAUGGACCAAUUUCCCAAAGCGUUUGAGAGUUCGUCAGAAGUAUUGCCUAUAACUAAGCAGGGAAUGUCCUCUUUUGAUGAUUUCAAGAGGGAUGAGGAGUUAAAUGAACACCUACAAUGGUUGAAAAAGUGUGGCCUCACAGACGAAGAGGUGAAACUUUUUCGUGAGUACGAAGCGGGCCUUGCUGGUAAACGACUGAUGGAAUCGGCGGUUCUGAAGUCUAGAUUGGAAAAUAUUUACUCAAAGAUUAGCAACAGUCUAGACGAUGAGGACAGUAAAAAUGGAGACAAUGAACAACCCAGCACCUCCAGCAAUGCUGGUAAUAAAGUUGAAGACAAAUUUCAAUCAGUCUUGUACAAAACUUAUCCUGAAGGGCAUCCGAUGAACAGUUUGCAAGAAUUGGAAAAUGACUUGUAUGGCCACCUCAAAUCAGAUGACAUCCUUCCCGUAAACAAAAGAAGAAAGAUAUUGAGGCACUUGGAGAGAAGAAAAGAAAGGAUGCUGGCGCAAGGGAGACUAAUUGCCUUCCCUAAUGAGCCUAGACAUGAGAGCCCAAGGCCCGGGAGCUUGUGGGAUGUCAAAGAAUUGCCACAGAAACAAGCAGAAAAAUGCACAAAUAAAGAUGCUGUAAUCGGGCCCAAAAAGCCAACUAUGUACACAGUCAAAGAUAACAAAAUCCUCCGUCUUGAACCAGUAUCUAAGGAACAAAACCACAAUGCAGAGGCAGAGUACCAAGCGGUGGACAUUGUGAUGCCGGUUAAUGCUGCAGAGGAAAGACUGUUGGAGGGAACCAAAAUGCAUGUGGAUGAUAUAAGAAAAAUUGACAGAUUCAAAGACUAUGAACCUGGGAUACCUUCAAAGGUACUCUACUUGAAGAACAUAGCCCCGUCGGUAUCGGUCGGGCAAGUGUCCCUGCUGUUCAACCAGUUCAUACAAGACAACGGUGGGCCCAUCGACGUGCGGCUGCUAUCCGGCCGCAUGCGGGGGCAGGCCUUUGUGUCCUUUCAAAACGAGGAGACCUGCAUCCAAGCCAUGGACGAGGUGAACGGCACGAUCCUGAGCGGGCGGCCUGUGAUCGCGCAGUUCGGCAGGAACAGCAACCGCAUCCACGACAAUGAUGAUAGAUAAGUCGUGUAUUUUAGCUUAGCUAAAGUCUGUUUUUUAAUCUCAGAUAAUAAAUUGACAGAUUCUCAAUGGUUCAUCAACAUUCGAUUGUCCCACCAAUAAAACGAUACGCUACAUAAUCGCGGGACAAUCGACUGUUGGUGAACCGUUCAGAAUCUGUCAAAUUAGUAUCUAAGAUUAAAAAACAGACUUUAUUUACGGUUAGGGCUAUAUUUCACCGGGACACCAUGCGGCGCAACCAGUCGCCGCUACCAACAAACUGUAUAGAGUAUGUGCGCAACCAAAUGCACAUCAGGUGAGUAACUCUCCGUAGAGCUCUAUACAUUUUGUUGGUAGCGGCGCCUGGUUAAGCCGCCAUGGUGUCCCGGUGAAAUAUAGCCCUUAGGGUAAGACUUUCCCUGAGUUGCAGAAAGGACUUUAAGCUAAUGUCGACCUUGAAAUGUGUUACUGCCAUGCUUUGUCAGUAUAUGGACAGAAAGAUUUAAUGCCGACAUUACCUUAAAGUCCCUUUCUGCAUCUAGGCAAUAUAUUUUUAAUUGAUUGAGGUGUUACAAACGUGCAAACUGAGUCAUAACUUUAUCAAUUUCAAUACUAUUUGUGUUUUAUAAUCACACAAAUACAGUGUUGGAACAAUACAAUAGGGGGCCUUAUCGAUAAAAUCGCUGCCUUCAAGACAACCUUUGGUUGGAGGAAUGACUAAAAGCAGAUCAGAACUCUUGUUCACACUUAUAUUAUUGUGUUUAAAAAGAUUUUAUGACUGAGUUAGCACAUUUCUAGCUCUUGUACAUAGUAUUUUUGAGGAAAGGUGUGGUUUGCGACUGUGGAUUUGCUUAAAGGGUAAUUUGUAUUGUGUGUGACGAAUGGUAUGAUCAAAAUAACAUUAUUAAUAUAUCAUAAUCAUGAUACUAGUUAAUUGGUGUUGUUGAGAGUGUGAUAAAGAUACAGAAUAGAAUAAGUUGAUAUGAAAAAUAUGAACAUUGUGUAGUCAGCUACCACUUUUCCUUUGAAUGGGUAGUAAUUUUACGAUAUCUUGGUGUUUAGUGUGUGUAUUUUAAAUACAAAUAGCCUCAUUAAGGAAAUGAGGCUAGUUUAUACAUGUUUACUUUUUGGGCAACUUGCACUUAGAAGCAACUCAUGUAUAUUCGGUUUCACAACAUUAGAAUGACUGUCUGAACUUAAGCAGGGCUUAAGUAUAAUAUCCAGUGCUGUGAUUGGCAUCAUAUGAGAAACUGGGCUUAUCUGUUGUAUUUUAAAAAAGAGUUGACAUUUUGCAAGUCUCCCUUAGAAUUUUCUCUGAAUGUGAUGUUUUAAAUAUUUCUGUGCAAAAAACCAUAUCAGUGCAAUGUUUGAAGUAAUAAAUAAAAAACAUGACAAAUUGUGUUUCCUUAGAUUAUAUUAUCAUACUAAAAGGUAUGCUUAUUAUAAUUAAUGUUUUAACAUAUUUAAUAUGGAAUUAGCAUGUAAUCUAAGUCAUUUAUGUACCUAAUUAUAAUUCACUUAUUACAAUCAGUAUUUAAAUGUAGUAUCUACACUUACAAAUAAAUGUAUUAUCCAGA